CAGCUUAAAGAGACUGCGGAAGAAGUCAUGAUGUGGCGGCUAUGCGACGCGGAUUAGCCUAGCAUGUGGAGUUUAAAUGGGCAGAAUUUGGUUAUUUUAGGAUGAAACUGAUAGACAGGGCUUUAGUUUUGUAUUUUCUUGUUUUGUUGUCGCUCGUGUGGGAAAUUAAAAGCGAUGACACGCAGCCGGAGCUUCCAGGAGGCAGGAGAGAGAGAGAGGAGGAGGAAGAGGAGGACAUUCAUCAUCAACAACAACAACAAACACAAACGUUCAGCGGAGUAGGAGAAAAAAACGGACAAAAUGAAAACCCAGAUCCACAACCCCCCUAUAACAGAAUAAACAUCACAGAAAUGACCGGCAACGAAACAUUACGCAGCACCACCCCCACUACCAAGGCGACGACCUCGACCCCGCCGACGGUCAAGCCCAUCCUGCCGGUCCAGACGGGGGUGAAGGCGCAGGAGGAGGAGCAGUCGAGCGGCAUGAGCAUUUUCUUCAGCCUGCUAGUCAUCGGACUCUGCAUCAUUCUGGUUCACCUGCUGAUCAGGUUCAAGCUGCACUUCCUGCCUGAGAGCGUGGCUGUCGUUUCGCUGGGAAUCCUGAUGGGAGCUGUUAUAAAGAUCAUCGAGACUCAGGAGCUGGCGAACUGGAAGGAAGAGGAGAUGUUCAAACCCAACAUGUUCUUCCUCCUCCUGCUGCCUCCCAUCAUCUUUGAAUCAGGAUAUUCGCUUCAUAAAGGAAACUUCUUUCAGAACAUCGGCUCCAUCACCUUAUUUGCCGUCAUCGGGACCGCCAUAUCCGCCUUCAUUGUCGGGGGUGGGAUCUACUUCCUGGGACAGGCAGAUGUUAUUUACAAGAUGACCAUGACAGACAGUUUUGCAUUCGGUUCUCUGAUCUCAGCCGUGGACCCCGUAGCCACCAUCGCCAUCUUCAACGCUCUGAACGUGGAUCCGGUCCUGAACAUGCUGGUUUUCGGCGAGAGCAUUCUCAACGACGCUGUGUCCAUCGUCCUCACCAACACUGCGGAGGGCUUCACCGGUGCAGACGCCUCGUCUGUAACAGGCUGGCAGACGUUCCUGCAGGCGCUCGGCUACUUCCUGGAAAUGUUCUUCGGCUCAGCUGCUCUCGGUACGCUCACCGGCCUCAUCUCCGCCCUCUGUCUGAAACACUUUGAUCUGAGGAAGACGCCGUCUCUGGAGUUCGGGAUGAUGAUCAUCUUUGCCUAUCUGCCCUACGGUCUGGCUGAAGGCAUCAAGCUGUCAGGUAUAAUGGCCAUCCUGUUCUCGGGUAUCGUCAUGUCUCACUACACUCACCAUAACCUGUCCCCCGUAACGCAGAUCCUCAUGCAGCAGACGCUCCGCACCGUCGCCUUCAUGUGCGAAACCUGUGUGUUUGCCUUUCUGGGUCUCUCAAUUUUCAGUUUUCCCCACAAGUUCGAGUUUUCUUUCGUUAUCUGGUGCAUUGUUCUGGUUCUUCUCGGUCGAGCUGUGAACAUCUUCCCCUUGUCUUUCCUCCUCAACUUCUUCCGUGACCACAAGAUCACCCCGAAAAUGAUGUUCAUCAUGUGGUUCAGUGGCCUGCGGGGGGCGAUCCCGUACGCCCUGAGCCUCCAUCUCGGCCUUGAGCCCAUAGAGAAGAGGCAGCUUAUUGGCACCACCACCAUCGUCAUCGUGCUCUUCACCAUCUUGUUAAUGGGGGGCGGGACCAUGCCCCUCAUCCGCAUCAUGGACAUCGAGAAAAGCCAAUCACGGCGCAGGACCAGAAAGGACAUCAACCUGAGCAAGACCGAGAAGAUGGGUAACACUAUCGAGUCUGAGCAUCUCUCGGAGUUGACUGAGGAGGAAUAUGAAGCUCAGAUUAUUCAGAGGCAGGACCUCAAGGGUUUCCUGUGGCUCGACGCCAAAUACCUCAAUCCCUUCUUCACUCGCAGACUCACACAGGAGGAUCUGCUGCACGGGCGAAUCCAGAUGAAGACUCUGACCAACAAGUGGUAUGAGGAGGUGCGACAGGGACCAUCUGGCUCCGAGGACGACGACGAUGAAGCUGAGCUUCUCUAAAACACACACACACACACACACACACACACACACACACACACACACACACACACACACACACACACACCUCACUCAUACUGAAUGUGCUACACAAGCUGUACUUUUGUACCAAGUCACUGAAACGUGCCAAAACUUUACUGAAGGGCAGGAGAGUCGUUUGGGAUCCAGAUGUUCUUUUGGAUCUCUAAUGGAUUGAAAAAAAAAGAAAAGGAAAAAAAAAACAUUAGUCAAUUUGUUUCUCUUUUUACCACUUUUUCUUUAUUAUUUGUUCUUUUUUUCUUGCAAAACCUGAAAAUAAUUAUAAAACAAAUAAAAACAUCUGGAAUGAAGACUGUUAUUUAUGAAUAUAGAUGAUUUCACAUGAUAUUCCAGCAUCGAGGAGUUCACGCUGUUAUUGAUGUUUGCAGAGGGAAACUGACCGAAUGCAUCAAAAAAACACUCAAUAUUCAUUACGCAUUUAAUAAGUGGAGAGUAACAGCUGCAGUUCUGCUGCUCCGAAUCACACACACAGAUAAAGUAGUGCCAGAAGAUUAUUCAAAAGAAGUCAUUUAGCAAAAUCUCAGUAUUCCACCACACGCAAAACUUCUCCAUGGAGCUCAGUGAGAUCACACCUAACCUUCUCAGCCAAUCACGAUCCACCAUUCACACUAACCAUAUUUCACUCAAGACCAUGACUUUAAUCAGUCUUUAUUCCAGAUGUUUUUGUUGUUGUUUUUUUUGUUUUUCUUUCCUGUGAAGGACGAUGUUGAAUGUAUGGUUGAUGGAAGAUUGUUAUUUUUAUAUUAAUUUUUUUCUCUAUAAUUGUUGUAAAUGAUUAGAGAUUUUAUAUAAUAAUUUAUGCUUUUUCUUGCUACUGAAUCGUUUUAAUCCGAGAAGCUGCUGAGAAAAUCCGGUUAAACGUUCGCUGUUAUGCGAUUAUACACGUAGCUUUUUUUUUUUUCUUUUUUUGGGGGAAAACGCAUUUAAAAAUAAUAUGCUAAUUUUAUUACCUUAUAUUUAGUUUGUCUUGCGUUACGUGAGCAUUUGUAGAAAAAAAAAGGUUUACUACAGGGGUUUCUGGUGGGUUUUGUUUUGUAUCAGUUAUAACAGAAUCGUUAUAUUACAAUAUUUUAUAGAAAAUUAUUUAAUAAUAAAUAACAAAGGGGCGUGGCCAAAAUGUAUCCAAGGAAAAGAAGUUUUAUUUCUAGCAAUUUAUCUUCCCUGUGUUGGAUUUUACAGAUUUUUAUUAACAAUAUUAGAAAAAUAAAAUGACAAAAUAAUGAUUAAGAAAAAUGCACAUAUUCAUAUUAUUAUACAUAUAAUUACUAAUAAACUAUAAAUGAGAGGUUUAUUGAACAGAUAAUUUUGUGGUAACUGGUUUUGGUUCAGGAUCAAACCCACAUCUCAUUUCUUCUUGUACUUUUUUGCUUUUGUUUGGGUCUUUUCGAGGGGGAUGUUUGUACAUGGGGGACAUAAACUUUUGCACUCCACUCUAUGUGCCGUAGAUGAAGGAAAACAGAACUGGAUUUUUCACUUUGUGAGAUGAAUAAAAGUUUUUAGUUUUUAUUAUUUCAGCUAUAAGAUGUCGAGACGUGUGUUAGGCGAAAGCUGCAGAUGACGUCAUGCCUUUACGUCUUUUUUCAGCCACAGAGUUUUCGAUUUUUGCUUUCGGUGGAAAAUGUCUGUUUUCUGAGAUACUGUGACUGAUAUUUGAAAUAAAUUUGUUAGAAAAGUUCA
This is a messenger RNA of Silurus meridionalis, 3773 nucleotides long. It is a transcript of the gene slc9a8, whose product is annotated as solute carrier family 9 member 8. Lineage: Eukaryota; Metazoa; Chordata; Actinopteri; Siluriformes; Siluridae. Gene Ontology annotation, cellular component: membrane; Golgi apparatus. Gene Ontology annotation, molecular function: sodium:proton antiporter activity. Gene Ontology annotation, biological process: sodium ion transport; proton transmembrane transport; regulation of pH. The transcript has 16 exons. The coding region runs from base 102 to 2057 and encodes 651 amino acids. The record is from RefSeq and is a predicted model, not a curated record.